UUACCAAGGUUAUCCGAAAAGAAAACAGGAAUUAUUUUUUUCUGAAUAAGAAAAGUUUUAAUAUGAUUAAACGCUAUGAUCUGAAUAACCAGACGAGGCUUUCAAUUUUGGCAAUUUUCCCAACUAGAUCUAUAUGUCACAUUUUCAGAUCAAUAUUUGUCAAAAUGUUAACAAAGUGGUGAUGUUAUGAUGAUUUUAACAAGCAGGAAGUGUCUCCUUGUUUUGGUUGUGUUGACAGGUUGUCUUAACAUUUGCGACACACAAGACACAGAUUCUUGCACCAAUAGAAAAGUGAUCCAGUUACGAAAUGGAUACGGCCAUAUUGAAAGUGGAAACACAAAACUACAUAUUUCUUCAGACUGCCAGCUGUGGAGCAUUCAGGGAGAUUUAAAUGAUACCAUUACAGUUAGGAUAUCUUUUGCUCACUUUGAUAAGACAGCAUGUUCUGCUGGCGCAAACCUGAUUCUAGGACCAUUGCCAUACCUGGACAUUUGUGCCCUUCAUACACAACACUUCCCGGUGAUGUACCGCUCAAAGAGGGACCAUAUGUGGAUAAAAUAUGUAGCUUCAUGGGGGCCACUUGAAGGAUCAGAUUUUGCGCUGGAAUAUGUUAUGAGUUCGAGCAAAAGUUGCAAUUUUAAAUGCAUACUAGAUGGGGGGUGUAUACUAGAGGAAUGGCAGUGCAAUGGUGAACAAGAAUGUCCUUAUGGUGAAGACGAAUAUGCGUGUAAUGAUAAUACAGAAGUGGAUGAGCCACCACAUGCAGUAACCAGUCCAAAUGCAAUUAUUCGGCACCCUCAAACAACCUUAACACUGUCCGGGGACAGAAGUACGGAUGAUCAUGGAAUUGUUACAUAUACAUGGACGAAAUCAAGUACAGAUAGGCUCUCAUGUGAUAUGAUUGGUGUACAUACUUCAGUGUUACAACUAAGCAAUCUAGAGGUUGGAGAGUACACUUUCACUUUAACUGUUACAGAUAAACUAGGACAGACGUCCUCAUCAGAUGUACAUGUUUUAGUAAAACCAGCAUCCUAUCAAAAGGAACUGAGGACAACAGCACUAUCAUCAAGGCCAACAACAGCACCCAAGCCAACAUGUUUCCGUUGUUAUAUUAAGUUUUAUGGCCAAUACGGCUGUCUUCCUAGUAAACUCCUCUGUGAUGGAAUUAUACAUUGUGGAGAUGGCAUGGAUGAAGACCGCAACAUUUGUGAGAAGUAUAGGCCAACAACCAGGAAACCUGAAUCAACAACCUGUGCCUAUCAUGAGAUUUAUUGUGUUGUGAUUGAGUACAAUCAAUUGAGGUGUCUUCACAAUAUGUUUAAAUGUGAUGGCAAAACCGACUGUGUUGGCGGUGAAGAUGAAAACCCUGUCAUGUGUGGGAAUAGUGUAUGUAACAAGCGUUUAGAAGAUUCAGUUGGUUGGUUUGCAUCACCAAGUUUUCCUCGGCAAUAUCCACAACAUUCAAGUUGUUCCUGGGUUAUACACAAACAGGCUUCAGCAGUAAGCUCAACAAUACAGCUAAGGAGAGUGUCAUUUUCCCUAGAGCCUGAACGAAACACAGACUAUAUCAAAAUUUAUGACGGGCCAGACAGCACUUAUAAGCUGAUCGGAACUUACUAUGGGCGCAGUCCACCACCAGAUGUAAUAGAGAGCUCCUCAAAUUGGCUAAAUGUUGUCUUCAUAAGUGACUACUUCGGAGAAUAUGGAGGAUUCAAUUUUACAUAUCAAAUUAAAGGUGAAUGUUUGCCGUCUCAGAAUCCAUGUGAGGGAGAAUAUGAUUGUUACGAUGCACUACAUGAGCGGUGUAAUGGAAUAUGGAAUUGUCCAUUGAAAGGUUCUGACGAAAUAGGAUGCGGUAACUGCAAAGGUGACUAUACAUGUGGACUACAGACCAGUCAGUGCUACCAUCCUACCGAGAGAUGUAACGGUCUUGCAAGAUGUUCUAAUAGCUUUGAUGAAAUUAAUUGUACAUCAGAGUUGUGUGGAACUCACAAUGGAACGUUUCUGUGUGACAACAAACGUUGUAUCUACGAGUCCUGGACAUGUGAUGAGAGAGAUGAUUGCGGAGACAACAGUGAUGAACAGUUUUGUACAGGAACAACAAAAAGAGUUAUUAUUGCAGCAAUUUGUGGCUCCAUGAUUUGUGCGCUAUUGCUUGUUAUCUUACUGGGCUGUUCAUGCAAGUUGUACUCUCUCCGAACCAUGGAUCACCAUUAUGUGUACCUAGACCCAAGACACGAGACCACGAUGAGCCACCUGUAUGCAGAGUUUCUGAGACGACGUGCUCCACCGCCAUAUCAUGAAGCCAUGCUUACAUCUAGAAAUUUUGAUGAAGUACAACAAGAAUAUUUAGAACGAAUGAGAGGUUCUCGACGAAACCAUAGAGGACGUGGAAAUAGAAGGAGAUCGCGAAAUCAACAAACUCAGUCACAAACAGAUAAUGGUGACAUGGUUGAAAACCAGUCAAAUGUAAAUGAUGAGAAUAAUGAAAAUACACAUGAAGGGGUCAGUGGCAUGCAACUGUGUACAAUAAAUGAAGAGAAUGAAAACGAAAACCAUGUAAAUUCUGGGAGGACUUCGUCCACUGCUGAACUCCUACCGUCGGAUAGUGAAUCAGACUUAGAUUCAGAUGAAAGUGAGACUGACCUUGCUGAGCAAGGUGAAGGUUAUUCUGAAGGUGAAAACGGAAACAACAACAGAAAUGUAAGCAGGGGUGAUCAUGAUGAUGAUGAUGUUGAAAAUAUAUUAGCAUCUACCAGUCUUUCAGCACAGUGGAUGAGGAGUGCAGAUAGCGAGGACUCAUCUGAUGAUGUAUGUAUCCUUGGAAACAGCUCACCAGAAAAUGUGGAGACCUCUGACACAAUAAACUCUAGAGGUCAAGGUCAUGGUGAUAAUGCAAGUAUUGAUACUGAGGCAACUGCCUCUAUUGCUAGCAUUGAACAUCAAGAAAUUCACAAUACUGAAAACCUGUUCAAGGAUAGUGAAAAUGAGUCUGAUACAGAUGACGAUGCACUGGAAAAUUCCAGAAAUUCCACGCCAAAACCAGACAGUAAUCAUGGAAACGCUGUGAUAUCGGAUACAAAUGGUGACCUAAUUAGGCGAGCUAACUCACAAGGUUCUCUAAGUUCUGAAGGAUCUGAAACUUACAGUGAGAAUGAUGUGCCUUUACUUCCAAUGAAUUCAGUUGUAUCUCAACACUUCUAACAUUCCCACCAGAUAAAAUAUCUUUACAGCUGUUGAAGCAAAAUACCUCCAGAUGCACGUCAAAUUGCAAAUUGAGAUAUUAAAGGAGUUGUUUAUAAAUAAUUACAGAUAGAAGGUGAAAGCUGUGUGAUUUAGUAUACUGUAAAAUCAUAUAAUUUCAUUGGCAUGAAAUUUCGUGGUUUUGGUCAAAACGGCAAUUUCGUGGGGAUAUGAAUUCGUGGAUUUCAUUUUUUAAACAUAAAAUGCAUGGGAAUUUUACAUGUUAGUUGGGAUUAAAUUUCGUGGAUUGAUUCAACCAUGAAAUCCACAAAAAUUAGUCCCCCACGAAUAUUAAUGAUUUCACAGUAUGUUUUAUAAAGCUUAUUAGAAAGACUUAUUUAGGCACUAAAAUGGGUAGAAAAUCAUUUUGCACCAUCAGUUAAUGGGUUUUAUGGUUAGAUGAAAUUAGACAAUUGCAGCUUACAGUUCCCGCAAAUCCCUAUAAUCAUGAAAAUAUACCAAUUUGAAUAAUAUUCUUUUGUGACACUUUGAUAUUUUAACUUAAAUCUGGAGGUAUCCUGCUUUAAAACAUAUGUGUAUGACAUAUGUCCAUUUCAAUGCCACAAUGUUACUAUUCUGUUAGCAAGGGGAAUCAUUGUCAAAAUUUUCAUUAAAUGUUCAGUUGUGUAGAUGUAUGCUAUAUUUUUGUUGCCACUGUCUGAUUACUUAUAGUAAGGUCUUUAUGUGGCAAAAUAAAAAAUGUCUGCUUUUAUGUAAGUUGGGUUGGAGGUUUUAAUCAUAGUUUGCUGUUUGAUCUGAUCUUGUAAAGAUUGCUGUCCAUUACAAUUUUAAAAUUUUAGGUGAUACAAACAGCACUUUAUCUUAUAUUAAAUUGUAGGAAUUCUUUCUACAAAGCUGACAAUUAAGUAUUUUAAAAGUGUUCUUACAAAUUGUUUAUGAAAAAAAAAGAGAGUGAUAUAUCACAAUGGACAGAUUUUGUAGUAGAUUUCAUCAGACUGUUGCGGAUUAACCGUAUCUUGUAAUGUUAUUUUUUAUAACAAUGACAUUGAGACACAAAACUGAUUGCUAAACCAGAGAACACUUAGGCCAACUAUCGUCAAACUUUACCUUUGUAGUUAAUGUGGUCAGUGGAUGACUUUUGGAGGUAAGCAUGUAAAAGUUCAUGAUCACAGUGACCUUGAGAUUGAAAAAUUCUUCUGACUAAUCUCAAACAAUGCUUACAGCUGCGAAUGCUCAUUGAUGAUCAGUUGGCAGUUUUAGAGUCAUUAGGUCAAAGCUCAGCGUCAUAGGAAUUUAGUCAACAAUAAAUAAAUUUUCAGUUAAUAAGAUGUGUAUGAGUUUUGAUUUUGCAUAAGUUGGUAAAUUUCAUUGUGACACAAUAUAAGCAUGCUUUUGUAUGUGCUUUGUAGUAGGCAUAUGUUACAGAUUAUCACCGUUUACGCUUUUUAGAGGGGCAGAUGUUAUUUUAACCAGAUUUUUUUAAGGUAUACUAUAGCUUCAUCAAUUGAAGCUUACUUCAUUUUUCUUUGCAAGUUUGCUUUACAAUUGGAUCUGCCGAAUCUGUAACUGGGAUUUUCUUAAUAUGCACAAUCCAGAUAUCAGUUGUAUGUCAUUCUAAAGCUCUCCAGAUUGGUAAAAAGACGUUUUGAAACUGAAAACAUAUUUUCAAUAAAGUAGUUUAAGGCCAAAAUUUCUUCCCUUUGUAAAAUUCUGGCACUAGAGUUUAAAAGUGCACAAAACUUUUACAGAGAAUUGUUGCUUCAAUAUUAUUAAGAUAUUUAGAAAACUUUAUAACAAUCCACCAACUAUUAAAGCCAAAAUUAUAAAUGUUUUGGCAUCCAAAAUGACUAAAAAGUAAAUGGAAAAUACCCUUUAAAAUUGAUUUUUUGAUGAUAAAUAUAAAAUUAUCCGAAAUACUUUAUAAAUUCGUAAAAAUUCCUAUUGUUAGUCUCGGAGUUCUUAAGACUGCUAUAAUUUUAUAUUUUAAGAAAAAUCUUAUAACAGAAAAGGUGGAUCAGACAUUAGAGCUGAAAUGUAAGAGAAAUUACAUGCUAACUAGGUCAUUUUGAUGUGAAUAUGAAUGGUUUGACUUUAAUUUGGAAGAAUUUUCUGUAGUUAUCUCAUAGUUUCUUUACAAUUUAUUUUUCUUACAGAACAAUUUGCCAUAUCAUAAUUAUAUGUUUUAUAUUUUUUGUUUCUGAACAGACUUUUUAUGUUCAUUUAGUUUUGCUUCUGUAUAAGUGAGAAAUUAUGCUAUAUUUUUAUUAUGUAAUAUGUUAUAUCUAUUUAGUUGUUACUUAAAUCAGAGGACUCUGUUUCUGUUAAAAGCAGUGCUUUUAUAUCAGAUUCAUUUACCCAGAGUGAAAUAGUUUUCUUAGUUUUAUCUGUUAAAUUGCCCACCUUUACAUUUUAUCAUUUUAAUAAUGUAUGUUGGGUGAUUUUUGAGUCAUUUUUAUUUCGCAGUUUCAUAGACAACAGGCAUUUUUGGCAUUUUUAAGAAUUCAUGCUUCAUAGUUAGAAUUGCGUUUUAGCUCGAGUUUUCGAAGAAAAGUAGAUCUGUUGCACUCGCCCCGGCGUUGGUUUCGAUAAAGUCAAAUAUCUCUGGUACUGUCAAAGCUAUUGACUUGAAACUUUAAAUUUUUUGUUUGUAUCAAAGUCUACACCAGGAGAAUAAUCUGAAUUUAUAAUAGGAUGUUUUGUGAGUUUCUACUCAUUAGAAAUGUGUCAUCCUUUACAACUGCAGCCUGACUUUCUUUUUCAUUUCAUUUAAUAGCAUAAUUGAGCCGUGCCAUGAGAAAACCAACAUAAUGGGUUUGCGACCAGCAUGGAUCCAGACCAGCCUGCGCAUCCGCGCAGUCUGGUCAGGAUCCAUGCUGUUCGCUUUUAAAGCCUACUGCAGUUAGAGAAACCAUUAGCGAACAGCAUGGAUCCUGACCAGACUGCGCGGAUGCGCAGGCUGGUCUGGAUCCAUGCUGGUCACAAACCCACUAUGUUGAUUUUCUCAUAGCACGGCUCAUAUAAUGCAUGAGUAGUUUAUCAUUGCAAAGCGGGUUGAUUACCAUGUUUAUUGGUAUAUUUCAUACUUGGAUAAUUGCUAUAAUUUUGAACUUGUCAUGUUGAAUGUCAGUUGAGAACUGAUUGAAAAUCUUGCGGUAAAAUUCACAUCUUAACAAGUCAAGUAAUUCAUUACUUAUUGUAAUGUUAAUGCUUUUACUGAAUGUUUUUUAGCUAUUCAAUAUCAAACCUAUAUCAAAUUGAUAAAAUAUAAGCAUUUCUUAUACAAUAUCUGAGUCUUCAAACUGCAGCUGCAGGAAAUUAAGUAAAAUUUCAUUAGUAUAAAUAUGGUAUAAGGAAAGUCAUUUCAGAUUGGAUAUAUGCUGGUCAAAAUUUCAGAUUUAAAGUUGAUGACUUCGAGCUCAUUGUUGAGUAACUUCAAGCUACUGAUUUACCACCACAUCGUAAGAAUCAGUGUCAAUUAUUGCCAUAUGAGGCAGUGAUAGAAUGAUGAAUUGUUUACGAAUUGAAUGUGAUAGAAUGAAAGUAUAUAAUAAACUAACAAAUGUCUGGGCUAAUUUAACAGCAAUAAUCAGAAUUGUUUAGCUAAAUCAGCUUUUAGAACAUAUACCUCUUCACUUGUUAUCAUUUGUUACUCGGCUAUCAUAUAACGGCACAAUAAAAUAAAAUGCCAAAUAUCACAGAGAAAGGAUAAUAAGUUUAACACUGUCUUCAGUCCAACCUGUGUCUAAAGACUCCCUGUGAACAGAAGACACCUGGCUUCAGAGACCAAAGUUUAAUUUCUAAUUAUAACUUUUAGCAGCAUACUUUAACAUCUGAUAAAGACAUGCUGCAAAUAAAGACUACAAUCUGAUUCUUCGGAUAGGUCUGACUGUAUAAAACUUUUACUGUAUAUUAGUUGCCAUGGUUACUUGUAAUUAAAAAGUAUUUCCUGGAAAAGAUACCAGUAGAUAUAAUUGAGAUGAGAUGGAAAUAAUAGAAAUGAUUUUUAAAGAAGUUAUUUACACAGGUGUUUGAAACAUGUAAUUGGCUUUUAAUCAUGUAUGGUAAAAAUGAUAAUUAACAGAUAAUAUUGAAUCUUUUGUUGACGUUUUUAAUCAAGAUGGUCAUUCAUUUGUUGACAUAUAUAGAUGUGCUGCAUUAUUGUUUUGUUUUAUACACCAAAAUAAAAUACUUUUAUCUUAAGAA
Mercenaria mercenaria is the source of this 7407-nucleotide messenger RNA. RefSeq names its product low-density lipoprotein receptor-related protein 12-like. Gene Ontology annotation, molecular function: protein binding. NCBI's taxonomy places the organism in Eukaryota, Metazoa, Mollusca, Bivalvia, Venerida, Veneridae. The record is from RefSeq and is a predicted model, not a curated record. Gene Ontology annotation, cellular component: plasma membrane.